CUGUAAAGCAAUCUGAAAUUUCACAAACGCGAGUUGGUUCUUCCUUCACAAUGCGAAGCCAGUAUAUUUUCAAGGCGCCCUUUCUGUCGAGCGACGAAAUAAAACUCGGUAACCUCAUUCCAAACAUCAGAGAUCCCGAACUAGACGCCCAAGAAUGUCCUUGGCCGAUCGCUCUCAACGAGGACUAUACCGUCAAGCUCAUCGACAAUUUCCAUGCCUUUUUCCGGUCGGAAAGGAACGUGCAAUUGUCGGGCUUUCUCUCGAGACUAGUCAAUGUCUCCGGUCAACGCACCACUGCAAAUAACGAUGAGCUGUCUUCGGCACGUGGCAAUAUCCACACACUCAAGAAGCCAAAUGCUUUCUUCCAGAAACUUUGCAAGGAUCAGGACGUUCGAGUAUGGCUGCAGGAGCAGAUCGAAGACGGCCUGGAUGUUCAUUUUGUGGUCGGGUUUGUCACUUUGUUGAAUGCCAGGGCCGCGGAUGGCACGUCCUCAAGCAACGCGUUCAAGGGUCAAGGGAGCAUUCCAGUGACAGAAGUACUCGCUGGUGGGGUGCCAAAUGACCUCUUGGAUGUCCGGCUAGCAGGUGGCUACUCGUCAGCCGAAGCUAACGGACGAAGCUAUCUCGCGCCCGGAGAGCAGAUAUUUGGAUUGCGAGUCAAAAAAUUGGUCUUCAAGUUCUUUCGAUCGAGGAGUGUCGCCACCGCAAAGCUUGAGAAAAACACAUCUUGGGAGCUAGUGUCUGGUAACAGAGCUGCUUCCCAGCAGGGAUCGGAGUGGGUCCAAGCAUCCCUUGCUGGCGACGAGAUUGAGUCGGGGGAUGAAGUCGAUGAGAGCGAUGUUGGAUUCGCUGAGGAUGAUGAGUUCAUUUUGCUGGACGAUGGAAGUGAUAGCAGCGAAACUGAACAGGACUGAUUGCUCCCAAUUUCUUGUUUAACAGAGCCGAACCCACUCACGCUUACCAACGAGAUGGAUGUUGAGCUGCUUUGUGCGACCUGAAGGUGUAUGACAGAAUGGGUUGUCCAAUAAUUGAUCGACCGACGUGGUAACAAGACUUUUUAAAUGAAGAAAGUCAAUUUACUGGAACAAGG
Aspergillus steynii IBT 23096 is the source of this 1090-nucleotide messenger RNA. RefSeq lists its product as uncharacterized. The record is from RefSeq and is a predicted model, not a curated record. The transcript has a single exon. Lineage: Eukaryota; Fungi; Ascomycota; Eurotiomycetes; Eurotiales; Aspergillaceae. Bases 51 to 914 code for a protein of 287 amino acids.